AAAGGUGUCCUUAGAGAGGUGUCCUCAUUCCUUAGAGAGAGGUUCAACUGUAUUGGCAAGCAAAAAAGAACGAAUCAAGAAUGCGUAAUUUCAGCCAAAUUUGCGUGUAUUAAUACAUACAUAGAGCUAGACCGAGGACACUGCUGCCAAUUAAUCCCAUACCACACCAAAACGGUAAUAUUACUUGCGCAAACCAUAACCUAUUUAUUGCCGUAAUGGUGACGAUAUUAAUGCCAUUGUGUCGGUGGGUGAAAGAUCAAUGGGUAUUUUAAAACCUUUUUUGGUAAUGAACUGCAAGUGUGUAGAGUAAUGUAUAGUGAGGUGUCCUGAUUAGUAAGGUGUCCUGACUAGCAAGG
Molecule: messenger RNA, 356 nt
Organism: Geodia barretti
Lineage: Eukaryota; Metazoa; Porifera; Demospongiae; Tetractinellida; Geodiidae
Source: the annotation of a GenBank genome assembly